This is a messenger RNA of Ruditapes philippinarum (Manila clam), 735 nucleotides long. RefSeq lists its product as uncharacterized. Lineage: Eukaryota; Metazoa; Mollusca; Bivalvia; Venerida; Veneridae. Bases 1 to 510 code for a protein of 169 amino acids. Gene Ontology annotation, molecular function: sarcosine oxidase activity; flavin adenine dinucleotide binding. The transcript is spliced from 2 exons. The record is from RefSeq and is a predicted model, not a curated record.
AUGGUUCUUACUCGUUUUAGUCACUAUUUCGUAAUUUACAUUGAAAAAAGACAUGUUAGAGCAUAUAAGCAUUAUUAUUUUUAUUUCAUUGCAGGAAAGUAUUAUAUUAAACUGGGUCUAAGAGAUGCCACAAGUUCUGAAUCAAUUAAAACCCCAGUUGAUGUGACAAAAUGGUUUAAAGAGGGCAAUAAAGUUACGGCUAAGCAUGUGACUAAUUUUACGAAAUCAUUGUUCGACGGUGUUGAUUUUAAAUCCUGGCAAACUGACAGCUGUGUUAUAACAGAAACGCCCACUACACAUCCUUAUAUAGACAUGAUUCAUGAUCAGUUGGGCGUGGCUAUUGGUGGGAAUGGUUUUGCAGCGAAAUCGAGCGACGAGAUUGGUCGAUUGGGCGUCAGCAUGAUGACAAGCCAAUGGGAUUCAACAAUACCAAGACACGUAUUUAAAGUGAAACUCUUACCGACAUACUCGAGCGAACAUAUGGUCCCAACUCUAAAAGGAAAGCUCUAACUGCAAGCAAAAACAGAUGAAAAAGAUCCGCAAAUGACAAGAGCAUGAUAAAAAAGGGCACGUGCAUGUGACUUCAUCUGUGCAUCUGUGUGGUGAAUGUUUUGUACAAAAGUGUUUGUUUUACAAACGAAGGAAAUAUACAAAUUAUCAAGAGAACGUGUAUUGGUGCAUUCUACAUAUUAGAGGAUAAUAAAUGGUUUUAAAGCUGGUAAUUACAAUAUCAGU